Messenger RNA from Brassica oleracea var. oleracea, 2139 nucleotides. RefSeq lists its product as uncharacterized. The record is from RefSeq and is a predicted model, not a curated record. The transcript is spliced from 3 exons. Bases 1 to 2139 code for a protein of 712 amino acids. NCBI's taxonomy places the organism in Eukaryota, Viridiplantae, Streptophyta, Magnoliopsida, Brassicales, Brassicaceae.
AUGAUAAGGAGGAUCCUCACUACUGAUGGUAGAAUACUAACCUCGCCGUCAAAUAUCAAGUGUGAAGCGGUAAGACACUAUGAGGAUUUCCUAAAUGACAGUCAGCAAGGAGCUACGGGGAUAUCGCAGGAAGCGCUUCGCAGUCUAGUUGACUAUCAGUGCUCCACUGCAGAUGCAGCUAUACUUCAGGCCCCAGUCGAAGCUGCAGAGAUAUUGUUUUCGAUGCCCACAAAUAAAGCACCCGGGCCUGACGGGUUUCCCGUGGAGUUCUACAAAGCGGCUUGGACUGUACUUGGAAAGGAUUUCGUUACAGCUGUGCAAUCAUUUUUCCUCUAUGGUUUCAUGCCCCGCUGCAUCAAUGCUACGCUGCUAUCCCUAGUUCCUAAGACCACAGAUGCUGAGAAAAUGACAGACUUCAGACCCAUCGCCUGUUGCAACGUCAUUUACAAGGUAAUUUCAAAAAUUAUUGCUCGGCGUCUUAAGGUCACACUUCCGGAUGCUAUUGAACAGAACCAGUGUGCUUUCGUUGAGGGUAGACUGCUCCUGGAGAACGUUCUUUUAGCCACUGAGCUCGUCAAGGACUACCAUAAGUCUUCUGUCUCAUCUAGAUCGGCCGUGAAGCUGGACAUCUCGAAAGCCUUUGACACGGUUAGCUGGUCGUUUAUUGAAGACACACUUCGUGCAAUGAACUACCCAGAUUUGUUUAUCACCUGGAUUAUGCGAUGUAUAGACACUGCAGCAUUCUCGGUCUCAGUCAAUGGCGAGCUGGAGGGAUUUUUUUCAAGUUCUAGAGGCUUAAGGCAGGGAUGCUCCUUGUCUCCAUAUUUAUAUGUUAUCAUCAGUAACGUCCUCUCAAAGCUACUAAACAGAGCGGCAUCUCUUGGUCAGAUUGGCUACCACCCGCAAUGUAAGGAGGUGAACUUAUCCCACCUGAGCUUUGCUGAUGACAUAGUGGUCUUCUCCGAUGGUUCGCCAGCCUCACUUAGGAACACUCUUUCAGUCUUCGAAGAGUUUGCGGCUUUCUGUCUCCCUCAAGCUUGCAUCGAUGACAUAGAGAGUAUGUGUUCAGCGUUUUUAUGGAGUGGCUCUCCAAAUAAUACUUCUAGCUCCAAAGUUGCUUGGUCGGAAGUUUGCUGCCCCUAUGAAGAGGGUGGUCUUGAAAUUCGCAGAGUUAUGGAAGUGAGCACGGUUUUCAGUUUAAAACUUAUCUGGCGACUCUGUACUCAAUCCCCCUCUCUCUGGGGAGCUUGGGUUAAGCGUUAUCUGCUUCGGGGUGAGACAAUCUGGGAUUACAUAAGAAUGAGCAUUGGGAAUGGUCAGUUGGUGAGAUUCUGGACUGAUAUUUGGUUUCCGAAGGGUCGACUGUUAGAGAUUACUGGUGCUCUUGGAACUCAGAAAAUGGGGAUCACGAGAAAUGCAAGAAUCUGUGAUGUGUUGGUUGAUGGGGUCUGGAGGCUAAGGGACUGUCGGGAUCAGCAAAUUGCUGCUCUUGUACAGGAAAUCAAAUCGACUCCCAUAACGUUGAAUCAUGAAGCUGAUGGAGUGAAAUGGAAAUUGGGACCUGACUCUUACGGUGAUCGCUUUAUCUCCGCUGAAGUUUGGCAACAGAUACGAAGUCGCAAGGGCAAAGUGCCAUGGAGUAAGCUGGUUUGGUUUCCACAACGUGUACCCCGUUACGCGUUUAUCACGUGGUUAGCUUUCCGUGAUAGGCUCUCUACGGGUCAUCGCACUAGCAAGUGGGGUAGUCCGCAAGGGUGUCUCCAUUGUGGUGAGCCAGAUGAGACUAGAGACCACCUCUUCUUUGCAUGCCCUUAUACCUACACACUGUGGCUCAAGGUAGUAGGGAAUCUGUUUGGGGCUGAGCCUGAUCCGGAUUGGGGCAUCACUAUCUUGCGCCUUCAGACUGGUACCUAUGAUCGGAUAACGCUUAUAUUACUGAGAAUGGUUCUUCAGGUUACCAUCUAUUAUAUUUGGAGGGAGAUAAACGACAUGAGGCACAAUAACACUGCAAAACCAGUGGAUCAGUUAGCUCGUAUAGUCGACAAGGCAAUGCGAAACCGCAUCUCAUCCACUAGAUACUUCUUGAAGCCGAAGUUGAAGGAUCUGCUUUGUAGAUGGUUUGGAGCUCAUCUCACUUAA